UACAGUCAUACAGAGAUUGGAUAUUAUUUUUUUCAUAAGUUUCCGCCAAAGUUUAGCAUUUAAUGUAUAUAACUACUUUUGUAGAAAAAAAGGUGAUGCAGUGAUUAUUGAUCACUGUCUUUCCAUUAAUUAUUUAAACGUAAUGCGCUUGUAUCACACGUUGUUACGUACGUGUCUGUAAAAAAGUUAAUUUUUUCAAGUUUAUUUUAUGGAAUAAUGGCUUCUUUUGAAAUGAAACACUCGAUAAAAAGGAGAAAACAGCUUGUGCAAAUAUCGACGAAUACGUAUGCAGGAUCUGCCUGUCUAUACGAUCGUCGUUUGUAUUCAAGCAGAAAAAAAUUUGAUUCGUAUGUUGGUUAAUAGGUAUUUAACACUGGGAAUGGUCCGGACUUUAGGCUCUCGCGAAACAAAUUCGUGUGCGUGUCCAUUUCCUGAACUCGCCCCGGCGACUUUUUUGCCAGUGUACGUAAAGCAAGACCCCGUACGGAUAAUAUAAGCGAUGAGGUGCAGGGAAAGUGCUAAGCUAUUAUAGCGCGGAGUAUAUAAGGCUCAGCUUAGAAAACGAAGCGGUUCAGUUAGUGGUCAUACGCCACGCUAAAACAUACGUGAACUCGAGAAUGAAUAUCAAGCUUGCCAUCAUUUUGGUGGCAGUGGCCACUCAAGUUGUAUGCGCGGAGGAUUCGAGCAAAGCGAACAAGGGCUCGCAGAAUACCGAAGCGGAGCCAACGGAGAAGAAGACGGAAAAACGUGGACUCCAGCAUAGUUUCGGUGACAUAGGCAGUGUCGAUCUGCACGGUGGCGGCGGCGGCGGCGGCGGCGGUGGCGGCGGCGGUGGCGGUGGUUACGAUGAACACGAGCAUGUGAAGACGGUGACGGUUGUAAAGAAAGUGCCAGUACCUUACGAAGUAACGAAGCACGUACCCUAUCUGGUGGAGAAGCACGUACCGUACGAGGUGAAGGUCGGCGUGCCGCAGCCCUACACCGUCGAAAAGCAUGUGCCCUAUCCCGUGAAGGUGUUCGUCAAAGUGCCGGUCCACGUGCCGCAGCCGUACACCGUCGAGAAGAAGGUGCCGUAUGAAGUGAAGGUGCCGGUGGACAAGCCUUACGAGGUCAAGGUAUACGUGCCACAGCCCUACACCGUGGAGAAGCACAUACCGGUGCCGGUGAAGGUGCCGGUGCCGCAGCCCUACACCGUCGAGAAGCACGUGCCCUUCCCGGUGAAGGUGAAGGUGCCGGUGCCGCAACCGUACCCGGUGGAGAAGCCGGUGCCGUACGAGGUGAAGGUACCGGUCGACAAGCCGUACCCGGUCCAUGUGCCGAAACCGUACCCGGUCACCGUGGAAAAGCCGUAUCCGGUGCCGGUCGAGAAGCCGAUACCGUACGAAGUGAAGGUGCCAGUCGACAAGCCGUACCCGGUGCACGUGGAGAAACCAUAUCCGGUGCCGGUGAAGGUGCCGGUACCGCAACCGUACCACGUCCACAAGCCAGUACCGGUGCCGGUGGAGAAGCCGGUCCCUGUGCCGGUCAAAGUGCACGUCGACAAACCAUACAUCGUCGAGAAAGAAGUUCCGGUCCCGGUCGAGAAGGAAGUACCGGUGCCGGUUAAAGUUCCAGUAGCCAUACCCGUUCACAUACCGAAGCAUGAGGAUUACGGCGAUCUGGGCGGAUACGGUGGCGGCGGCGGCGGCGGAUAUGGCGGCGGCGGCGGCGGUGGAUAUGGUGGAUACGGUGGACACGGCGGCGGCGGCGGCGGUGGCGGUGGAUACGGUGGAUAUGGUGGCGGCGAUGGGGGCGGUUACGACUUGCACGGUGGUUUCAGUGGCGGCGGUGGCGGUGGCGGUGGCGGCGGUGGCGGUUACGACUCGAUUCACGGCUGA
Molecule: messenger RNA, 1877 nt
Organism: Vollenhovia emeryi
Lineage: Eukaryota; Metazoa; Arthropoda; Insecta; Hymenoptera; Formicidae
Gene: Vajk4
Product: skin secretory protein xP2
Exons: 2
Coding region: 618-1877 (419 amino acids)
Source: RefSeq, a predicted model, not a curated record